Silurus meridionalis is the source of this 2823-nucleotide messenger RNA. It is a transcript of the gene efhc2, whose product is annotated as EF-hand domain (C-terminal) containing 2. The record is from RefSeq and is a predicted model, not a curated record. The transcript is spliced from 15 exons. Gene Ontology annotation, cellular component: microtubule. Bases 115 to 2322 code for a protein of 735 amino acids. Lineage: Eukaryota; Metazoa; Chordata; Actinopteri; Siluriformes; Siluridae. Gene Ontology annotation, molecular function: calcium ion binding. Gene Ontology annotation, biological process: regulation of neuron projection development.
UAUCAUGGCAACUGAGUUUGCAAGCGUAACGUCACUAUAGCAACGUGAACUGCAGUCCGGCUAGUUCCCCACGAACAGUUUCCGUGAAAAGUAUUUAUCAUUAUCACAUUAAAAAUGGCUUUACCUGGAUAUUCACGCUACAAAACUGUGGGAAAAGAAAGGUUUCACAAGUCUCAGCAUUUUGAUUACUUCAAAGAUGAGCCAAUGAUGGUGGGUGCAAAGAAACCUGGCAUUGGAGGAGAAUUGCUUUUCGGCCAAACACCACGACUGAAAUACACCAAAGGAGAAGGCAGUGACGUCCCCUCCUGGAUAGAGUUUGACAAACAGGUUCUUUGCUUCGAUGCAUAUUUCCAAGAAUCUGUUACUUCGAGCAGAGAGGAAACUUACAGAAUUCGACAAUGUAAGAUUUAUUUCUACUUGGAAGACAACACCAUACAAAUUGUGGAACCAGAGUUCAGAAAUAGUGGCAUUACACAAGGAACUCUUAUUCACCGCCAACGCAUUCCUCUCCCUGCUCCUGCUGAUGACCAGUUUUACAAUUUGUACCACUUUAAUAUAAAUCAGAAAAUGGUUUUCUUCUCCAGGACCUUUACAAUAACAGACUGUGACUCUUUCACAUGUAACUUUUUGAGGAAAAUGGGUGUGCGUCUCAAUGCCCCUGUUAUAACACCACCAGACCAAUAUACAACAAUGCGUAAGGGGGUGGAGGACAGCAUGAAUCCACUGCGCCCAUUUGAGAGGCAGGAUACCUUAAAACAGUUCCUUCAGCAUGACCGCAAUGUUCUGCGCUUUUAUUGCAACUGGGAUGAUACCCAGAGCAUGUUUGGAGACCAAAGACAGUUGAUCCUACACUACUUCUUGGCAGAUGACACCAUAGAAAUAGUAGAAGUCGUAAAUGCAAACUCUGGCCGAGAUACUGCUCCUAAAUUUUUACACAGAAGCAAGCUUCCAAAGCAUGCUCCUUCUCCCAAACGUCUGCCCGGUGAAAUAACAGACCGCACUGUCCUGAAUGUAUUUGGGCCAAUGGGACAUGGGGGUCGCUACAUACUUGACAGCCUCAAAACUGGUGCUGUAAAUGAGGAGUUCUACAAAGAUUGUGACCUGAAUGUAGGAGGGGUCAUUAACGUCUGGGGCCGUAGAGUGGUGAUUUGUGACUGUGACAACUUCACCAAAGAGUACUAUCGUUCCAAAUAUGGCGUCGUGGACUUAACUCCUGUGAAGUACACGGCUCCACCACCAGCUAAAGUUAAUGUCCAGGUCCCUCCUUACAAUGGCUUUGGAUCAGAGGAGGACUCUCUUAGCUCCUGCCGUGGGCUGAUACUCAAACGCCCUAAGAAAGACUUCAGGAAGCUAAUGAAAAAAGACAGGCAAGGUCUGGUAAGCCACGAACUGAGAUUUGUGGGCAAGAUGAUUAUAGACAACCGUAUCAACAAGGACCGCACGUUCAUCAUCUCCUUCUUCCUCAGUGAUGACACUAUAGCAGUGUUUGAACCCAUCCAGAAGAACUCAGGGGUUAUUGGAGGUAAAUACCUGGAGAGAUGUCGCGUGAAGAAACCAGGACAGGAGCUCCUUAAGAGUGAGAUGUCUGAGUACUACAAAGCUCAAGACUUGUAUGUGGGAGCCAAACUCAUUAUAAACAGUCAGCCUUUUCAAUUAGUGGAUGCUGAUGAGUAUGUUUUCAACUAUAUGGAACAGCAUGCAGAAGAGUUUCCCAAGGCCAACAUUGGCACCAUUUUAAGCAAGUUAAAAUCAAUUCCUGAGGAGAAGAAAAAGGAAAUCAAACAGUUCCUGAGUUUAACUGAUUCAGGCAACACUGGAUUCAUUCCUUAUGAGUCUUUCAGGUCUCUGUUGGCAGAUAUGGAUGGUCAGCUGUCGGAGCAUGAGAUCAUAGUGUUAGCCCGUAUCUACUCGGUGAAAGAGCAGCCUGAGCUGGACAUGGGCCUCAUGCUCGCCGUCACUCAUGAUCACCUGAAGAAGAAACAGUUUGAGAGUUUCUUAGACAUGCUGCGAGUUUUCACACAUGAGGACCGAGACAGAAGUGGGCAUCUUUCCACCAAAGAAGCUAGGAUCAUCUGCAAAUCCUUCCGUUUGCCACUGGACGAUGAACUUUUGAAAGCCCUUCUGCAAAAAUUUGAGAAUGAGUCUGGGAAGAUAGACUAUCACGCUUUCCUGUCAGCAAUCAAUUGGAAAGAGAAUGCCUCCAUACCACUUCCACCAGACGCUGCUAUGAAACCAUUUUCUCUUACGCUGCCAAAGCCGACUUUAGAUGACCACACCUUAGUGGGAUACUCUGCCAUUAUCAAGGAGCUUUUGGGACAUUAAGAAGAGGAGUAGCGUCAUCUUCAGUUUCUUCAUGCCAUUGCUGCAGUGCCUUAAUAAAUGGAAACUUUGUGUAUUCCAUUAAUGUGUAUUCGCAAUCUGCAUUUUUUUUCUUAGUGUUAGUGAAGUUUACUCCUGAUACUUUGACUGUUAUCUUUAUCUACUACCAGGAAGAUCAUUGUGACCAAUAAUGACCAAUUCAAAAGUGUAUUAAUGUAAAAAAAAAAAAAAUACUGAGAUGAAUGCUAGCUUUUACACUGUUUAUAUUUUCCCACUAUUUGCAGUUUGAUCUAGACCCGAAGGGAGAGGCAGUCGUUCCUGCAGUAAAAACCAUCAACUACACUCUGUUACUGGAUGAAGCCUUUAGCAAUGUUCAAACUAACAAUAUCAGCUGAGAGGCAUGAAGUUGUCCUCUCUCUGAAAGGCACCAACAUAAACAAUUAGAACAUGGUGGUAUGUGUAUGAAUGAGAGAAUGGUUCAAAUAAAGCUUUAACUCUACCACA